This is a messenger RNA of Phlebotomus papatasi, 618 nucleotides long. RefSeq names its product NPC intracellular cholesterol transporter 2-like. The record is from RefSeq and is a predicted model, not a curated record. The transcript has 2 exons. Lineage: Eukaryota; Metazoa; Arthropoda; Insecta; Diptera; Psychodidae. The coding region runs from base 58 to 513 and encodes 151 amino acids.
AGUUAGUUGUGGAGAUAAAUUGUUUAAAGACAGCAAGUGAAAAAGUGUCCAAAGAAAAUGUUUAAGUAUCUGAUUCUCGUUGCUACCUUCAUUCCUGCCAUCUUUGCCACAGAAGGGCUUAUGCAAUGCUCAGGAGGGCAUGAAGCACCACUUGAAGUCAUCGUCGAAGGAUGCGAUCAAGCUCCCUGUGAUAUUCAACUUGGAUCAGACGCUAUUAUGAGAGUUACUUUCUUUGCUUACCGAGAUAUCGCUACGUUUAGUCCAAGAACCAUUGCUUUCCUUGGUCCCAUCCCAAUUCCAUACGAACUCCCACCAAACGUUAGAGACACUGCCUGCGAUAACCUCGAGGGCGCUGAAUGUCCUAUUGCAGCUGGUUCUACUGUUGUCUACGUGUUCCGUUUCCCUGUUGGACCUAAUUAUCCCCCAACAAACAACCUUCAGAUUGAACUCUCUCUCAUGGAAGACGACAGUCUCAUCAAUUGCAUCCGUGUACCUAUUAAUGCCGUCAAUUAAAAUUUUUUUCUCAAGUUUUGUAAUACAUUUCCAUAACUCCUCUACUUCUUUUAGAAGCACACAAUUUUGUAAAUAAUAAAUAUGAUUAUAUAAUACCAAAAGAAA